Messenger RNA from Macadamia integrifolia, 1475 nucleotides. RefSeq names its product metal transporter Nramp5-like. Gene Ontology annotation, biological process: metal ion transport. NCBI's taxonomy places the organism in Eukaryota, Viridiplantae, Streptophyta, Magnoliopsida, Proteales, Proteaceae. Gene Ontology annotation, molecular function: manganese ion transmembrane transporter activity; cadmium ion transmembrane transporter activity. The transcript has 8 exons. Gene Ontology annotation, cellular component: membrane. The record is from RefSeq and is a predicted model, not a curated record. The annotation marks the transcript as partial.
UGGUAGGUACAGCUUUUGCUAUCAAUAUACUAUUCCCAGUAAUCCCAGUAUGGGGUGGAGUUAUCUUCACCGGUUUUAGCACUCUCAUACUUCUAGGCCUACAGAGAUAUGGGAUCCGGAAACUAGAAAUAUUAAUUUCUAUCCUAAUAUUCGUGGUUGCCGCAUGUUAUUUUGGAGAAUUGGGUCGUGCAAAGCCUCCAGCAUCCGAGGUGCUACAGGGAUUGUUCAUCCCCAAGCUCAGUGGUCAAAGCACCACUGCCGAUGCCAUUGCCCUAUUGGGAGCCCUUAUCAUGCCGCACAAUCUUUAUCUCCACUCUGCUUUAGUUCUUUCAAGGAAGAUACCUGCAAGUGCUCGUGGCAUCGAAGAUGCAUGUAGAUUCUUCAUGAUAGAGAGUGGAUUGGCACUGUUUGUGGCGUUUCUUAUCAAUCUCUCGAUGGUCGCGGUAGUAGGAACUGCCUGCAAUGCCACUAACAUCUCCCCAGUAGAUGCAGAGCGUUGUAGCAACCUUACUCUUAAUUCGGCUUCUUUCCUUCUCCAGAAUGUAUUGGGAAAGUCAAGCUCCAUUAUUUAUGCUGUUGCAAUGCUAGCUUCUGGACAAAGCUCCAGCAUUACUGGUACUUAUGCUGGGCAAUUUAUCAUGCAGGGAUUCUUGGACCUCAAAAUGAAGAAUUGGAUUCGAAACUUGAUGACCAGAUUUGUUGCAAUUGCACCCAGCCUUAUUAUCUCCAUCAUUCUUGGCCCUUCUGGGGCUGGUCAACUAAUUAUUGUUGCAUCGAUGAUAUUGGCCUUUGAGCUUCCAUUUGCUGUGAUUCCACUCCUCAAGUUUAGCAGCAGCACCAGCAAGAUGGGGCCACAUAAAAACUCUAUUUAUAUCAUGGUGAUCUCAUGGAUCCUAGGGUCAGCCAUGAUUGGAAUCAAUAUCUAUUUCUUGAGCACAGCUUUCUUUGUUUGGCUGAUCCACAACAGUCUACCCAUGGUUGCAAAUGUGUUCAUUGGGAUCAUUGUGGUUCCUUUCAUGGUCAUCUAUGUUGUUGCUGUUCUCUACUUAGCUUUCCGAAAGGAUACGACAGAGACAUUCAUAAACUCAACAAAGCUAUAUUCCAAAGCUGAAAUCGAAAUGGAGAAAGGGUUCAAUAAGACUGAUGGUGUCUCUGAGCUUAAUGAUGCUCCUUACAGAGAGGACCUUGCAGAUAUCCCACUACCAGAAUAAUUAUUUAGGUCUACUCUUGUAUAUCUAUUUUGUUUUGGGGGGGGGGGGGGGUGUGUUCGGUUAACUCCUCACUGAGGAGCUUUACCAAAGUAGCUGUGUCAUCAAAGGUUGAAAAAGCAGUUGUAUAUAGUUUUAGUACAUGUUUGUAGUUAAUGGUGAAUCAGGCAGUUCAUUGGCAGUAUAUCAUAUGUAACUCAUUUGAUCUAUUAAGGGAAAAAAAGCCUCCUUGUCCAAAGCUUUUGACAUGGUACUUAUUUAGACCAA